This is a messenger RNA of Drepanopeziza brunnea f. sp. 'multigermtubi' MB_m1, 1137 nucleotides long. RefSeq lists its product as uncharacterized. The record is from RefSeq and is a predicted model, not a curated record. Gene Ontology annotation, cellular component: endoplasmic reticulum. Gene Ontology annotation, molecular function: sterol 24-C-methyltransferase activity. Lineage: Eukaryota; Fungi; Ascomycota; Leotiomycetes; Helotiales; Drepanopezizaceae. Gene Ontology annotation, biological process: ergosterol biosynthetic process.
AUGGCUCCCUCCAAACUCGAGACCGAGGACCAUUCCCGCGAUGCCGCCUUCAACAAGGCCAUGCAUAAGGACUCGUCCGCCGCAAAAGGUGGUUUCAGCGCCAUGUUGAAGAAGGACAAAAAGGCGCAACAGGCGGCUGUCGACGAGUACUUCAAGCACUGGGAUAAUAAGUCCGCAAAGGACGAGACGCCUGAGACAAGAGAGGCACGAAAAGCAGAAUAUGCUACCCUCACAAGACAUUACUACAACCUGGGGACAGAUCUGUACGAAUACGGAUGGGGACAAUCUUUCCAUUUCUGCCGAUUUGCAUACGGUGAACCCUUCUACCAAGCUAUUGCCCGUCACGAACAUUACCUCGCCGCCAAGAUUGGGAUCAAGGAUGGAGAUAGAGUUCUCGACGUUGGAUGUGGCGUUGGUGGCCCUGCGAGAGAAAUCGCAAAGUUCACUGGCGCGCAUAUCACCGGUUUGAACAAUAACGACUACCAAAUCGAGCGUGCCACACGAUAUGCGCAAAAGGAGGGUCUUUCUGACCAACUGAAGUUUGUAAAGGGUGACUUCAUGCAAAUGUCUUUUGCUGAAAACUCAUUCGAUGCCGUCUACGCUAUCGAAGCCACUGUACACGCCCCUUCCCUCGAAGGCGUCUACAGCCAGAUUUUCCGUGUCCUCAAGCCUGGCGGUGUCUUCGGCGUCUAUGAAUGGCUCAUGACUGACAAGUACGACAAUGACAACCAACACCACCGCGAAAUCCGCCUCGGCAUUGAGCUCGGCGAUGGCAUCUCAAACAUGGUCAAGAUCUCUGAGGGAAUCGCCGCCAUUAAAGCUGCCGGUUUCGAACUGGAGCUCCACGAGGAUCUGGCCAAGAGGCCUGAUGCCACUCCGUGGUACUACCCUCUCGCUGGAGAUUUCAGCAUGAUGGGCUCUAUCUAUGAUUUCCUUACGAUCGCACGCAUGACCAAGCUUGGUCGUGGGAUCACACAUAAGUUUGUGGGUUUCUUGGAGAUGAUUGGUCUUGCGCCGGGUGGAACGCAGAAGACUGCUGAUAGUUUGGCCGUAGCUGCUGACUGCUUAGUUGCUGGUGCGAAGGAGGAUCUGUUUACGCCUAUGUACUUGAUGGUUGCGAGAAAGCCAUUGAAAUAA